Molecule: messenger RNA, 1885 nt
Organism: Clarias gariepinus (North African catfish)
Lineage: Eukaryota; Metazoa; Chordata; Actinopteri; Siluriformes; Clariidae
Gene: ncf2
Product: neutrophil cytosolic factor 2
Exons: 14
Coding region: 67-1530 (487 amino acids)
Biological process (GO): superoxide anion generation; respiratory burst; phagocytosis
Cellular component (GO): NADPH oxidase complex
Molecular function (GO): superoxide-generating NADPH oxidase activator activity; protein binding
Source: RefSeq, a predicted model, not a curated record
CAUUCUCAACCGAUGAUAAAAAGGGACGUUAGGUUUUAGUUAGGUUUCAGCUGCAGCUAAGGGAACAUGUCCUUCGUGAGCACUCUCCGCCAGUGGGAUGAAGCAGUGGCUUGUGUUGAGAACAAGGACAAAGUCUCUGCUCUCAGGAUAUUCCUGGACAUCGAGGAGAAGACAUCAAAAAUCAACUUCAAUAUCGGAUGCCUCCAUCUGGAGAACAAUGAUCUGGAUGCUGCAGAGAAGGCGUUUGACUGUAGCAUCGGCAAAGAUCAGCAUCUGGCCGUUGCUUUUUUUCAACGGGGAAUUACGUUUUACAAAAAAGAAAGGUUUGAAGAGUCACUGAUGGAUUUCCAGCAAGCUUAUAAAGAGCUAAGAGGGAACCAGCUGAUAGACUACAAACCUCUCGGACUGAUGUAUAAACUGUACGCUUGUGAGGUGCUGCACAAUAUUGGACUUCUCUAUGCGGAGAUGGGGAAAUGGGAGAACGCUCAGGAAAACCUGCUUUCAGCUCUAAACCUCCGUACAGAUUCCAAAUUCAGCCACAUCGACAAGGCUCUGGAAUCCAUUUUGAAGCAGAAACUCUUUCCCCCGGUGGCGAUUAGACCGGAGCUGAUGUUUAAACCAAAUAAGCACUAUGUGGCAGAGUUGGAGAAAAAGGACUACCUUGGAAAGGCCAAGGUUAUAUCUUCUGUGGUUCCUGCUGAUAAUUUUUCCGGUUUCGCUCCUCUUCAGCCUCAAGUUGAAGAUGCGCCAACUAAACCCAAGGCACCAGAAGUACUUAGAGCCCUUGAAGGCGAACCACACACUGUUUUGUACGAAUUAAUUCCUGAGACCAAAGAAGAACUGGCUGUGUUACCAGGCAACAUCGUUUUCGUUCUUGAAAGAGGGACUGACAACUGGGCGUCUGUUAUUUUCAACGGAAGGAAAGGAUUGGUUCCCUACAACUUCCUGGAGCCACUGAAUAUGGCCGCAAAGAUGGUGCCGGUUGCACCAUCUAUCACCGAUGAAGACAUACCCGCUCCGCCUAGACGACGAGCGCCCAGCAAACCUGGGGAUAAAGUAGAAAAGCAGGCUACCACAACUGAGACUACAGCUGCUGGUGAUGUCUCAAAAUGCAUUGUGAAAGUGCACUUCCUGUUCACCAUAUCCUUCUGCAUUGCACCAGGACAGCCGUAUGAAGUCAUUCUUAAGAUUAUCAGCACUAAACUUAAGCGACCUGCUUCUACACUCUCUCUCAGAUAUAAUAAGCCUGGAUCCACUGAAAAAGUAACAGUUGACGAGUCAGAGAUGGCGGCGUUGUGGACCUGCGUGAGCAACAGCCGCCUCACACUGUGGUGUUCAGCCACUGAGGAUAAACCUGUGACUCAGGAGAAGGUGGUGGCUCUGUAUGCUUAUGAGGGCUCCACACCUGAAGAUCUGGAUUUUGCUCAGGGUGAUGUCAUCACUGUCCUUUCUAAAGUAAAUGAAGAGUGGUUUGAGGGCGAGUGCAAUGGGAAAACUGGUAUCUUCCCAUCAUCUUUUGUUGCAGCUUGAAGAAUAAUCAGUAGAUUCAGAAGUCUGACUGAUUAAAUAAUUUGCAUUAGGAUUUUGUUAUUUAAGCUUAAGUGUAAUUCUAUCAGCAAUGCUGAAGUGCAGUUUUAUUAGGGGUUAACGUGUGUCUCUACACACUUACUUGUGUCUCUUUCUUAUGAAAAUUAAUAAUACAAGUCUACAUAUUUUAUAAACAUCAUUUAGUUUUGGAAACUACUUGUGCGCAGCCUUUUUGCCAUUAAGUUGCAAAGUUAAGUUGUUGUUUUGUAUUGACCAUCACUAAACUGUAAGCAAUGAAAUAUGAUGAGAUGUUUAUGUAUUAUAUGCUUUUACCUCACCAUAAUAAAGCUGAUCAAGA